Blastomyces dermatitidis ER-3 is the source of this 207-nucleotide messenger RNA. RefSeq lists its product as uncharacterized. Bases 1 to 207 code for a protein of 68 amino acids. The transcript has a single exon. Lineage: Eukaryota; Fungi; Ascomycota; Eurotiomycetes; Onygenales; Ajellomycetaceae. The record is from RefSeq and is a predicted model, not a curated record.
AUGGGGCCAGGGCAGGACAAGAACGAUGGCCGUGAAACAUUCAAUGAUACCCAGGUACCGUACCAGCAGCCCGGUUCCAUGUUUAAUGUUGGCGUAUUUUUGGAUACAGACUCCAAUCCGCUAGUACCCAUUUGGAAGUCUAGUCUAAAUUGGGCUAGUCAAUAUUUGUUUGACCAUUCCAUUACUGUGUAUCGCGUGAUGACAUAA